CAUGCUCCAUAUGCAAACACAACUUUUUAAAAAAAAAAAAAAAAAAAAAACUGACUGUUCAUCGAGAACAUUUACAUCAAGAACAUUCCCUGUUAGGAUAAGAACAUAUCCAAGAGCACACAUUCUGCAGAAGUUCCAUGCACAUUGUCAGUCUCUUGCGGCCAACAGCAAUGCAGGAUAUCAAAGGGAAUUUGAGGAGCUGUGUGACAAUGCAAAGGAGUUCUCAUGCAGGGCUGGAGAGCUGGAUGCCAAUAAAAACAAAAACAGAUAUCCUUUCAUUUUACCCUAUGACCACUGCAGAGUUAAGCUGUCUUUAUUAGAGUCACAACCACACUCAGACUACAUCAAUGCCAGCUAUGUGCCUGGCGGCUGUACAGAACAUGACUUCAUCUGUACUCAGGCUCCUUUGCCAUCAACAAUGGCUGAUUUCUGGCGCAUGGUCUGGGAGCAAAAUGUACAGGUUAUCAUCAUGAUGACAGCACUAAAAGAGAGCGACAAGGUGCUAUGUAAUCAGUACUGGCCUCCUGAGAGAGGCACUGGCUGUUAUGGGGCUCUGCAGGUCACCACCAUGUCCCGUCAUCAUGGUCCAUACUGCUACAUCACCACCAUCCACCUACGACAGCAUGGCAGCCCUACAGAUAGACACAUAACGCAUUACUACUACCCUGGCUGGCCUGAUCAGGGUGUUCCAAAGGACCACACCACUCUCAGCAACUUCACUGAGCAUGUGCGGAAGCUGCUGGAUGAUAUUCCACGCUUAGGCCCCACAGUCGUUCACUGCAGUGCAGGCAUAGGUCGCUCUGGAACAUUUGUAGCAAUACUGUGGUUGAUGCAACUCUGUGCAAGGGGGAUUCCGCCUGAUGUACAUCUCGCUGUCCGAGACCUGCGCAGACACAGAGUGUUGAUGGUGCAAAAUGUGGAGCAAUACAUACUUGUGCAUCAGUGUUUACUUCACUGGCUAGCUGGGAACACGGAGAGACCAAAAACCCGGAAUACUGUGGUGCAUUUCCAGGCAGCACAGCCACAAACAGACAGGCAAUCCAGAAGGGAACGGAAAAAGCAGAGGAGAAAUUCUGGCCAUACACACCGCCCUGAGUCCACCCACUCCUCUCUUCAAGUGUCACACACCCCCCAGCCUCAGCACACAGCAUGGCAAUCCCUACGGGAUUCCCUGCACGCUUUUAACCCUGGAAAACUCCUGCAGAGGAUAAUGCCUCCGUCUUCUCAACUCACCAACUCACAAACACAACACACACAACUGUAGGGCAGAUACACACACACACACACACACACACACACACACACACACAGGUACUCACUAGCAAAGCAUACAGUGGUCUAUUGUUAGAGUAGUGUUCAAUAUGUAGCUGCAUUGCUGAUUUUGUUUCAGAACAUGUCAAAGAAACAUGAAUCAUAUUUAGUGCUGAGCUAGGAUUUUAGUUUGUGUACAGUAACCAAAAUAAACAACAGCGGCUGUGUGACUUGUUUCACCUGAAACAAAUCAUGCCAAAUAGAUAGCUGUUAGCCAGAAAGCAGGAUAACCAAAAUAAGCUUCUGUAAUUGACACUUUUGUCAUAUUUUAGAUUUUACACCAUAAUGUAAAUAUAGUAAAAUUAAAUACAAAUUAUAAUAAAAAAAUAGUGUCUUUUGUAAGAAUUGGACUUUCACAUUUUGUGUAAAAAGGGGAACUUAAUAUCCUCUGAAACUUACUUGGAACCCUUUCUUUCCCUCAAGGGAAACACUUAGGGUUAUACACAGAGGGACAACGAAGGAACCCUUAAUGGUUCUACAUUUUCUACAAGUGUAGAUACACAAAAUAUUGGACAGGAAAUAUGCAUAGUUUUCAGAAGUAUUCACUCCUAUAACUCAAUACCACAGCUGACAUGUGCUGCACAAUUACAGCUGCACAUUUUUGGAGACACUACCAUUUUUGCCCGUUCUUCUUGCCAAUCUUGCUUGUAAAGAAUCGGAUUUAGGUCUGGGCUUUAACUGAGCUAUUCUUAAAUAAUCAGGGAGUGUGCGUAGAUGUGAAGUAGAAUUAUUAACACGACAAAAACUUCAUUUUCAGCCUCGACCAACAAUGUAAACUUGCGAGUCAAGGUGAAGUAGUGAGGAUCUUCCUAAUGUGCUGGUGCUAAAGAUUGUACAGCUUGGAUAAACUUCCAUAAUUUGAAUUGCAACUUACAUGAAAUUACAUGCAUUAAUAAAAUUAACAGCUGCUACAAUCACAUGUUAAAAUAAAUCUUUCCAAAAUGUUUAAAAUAGCAGUAAUAUUGUAUUUAAAUACUUUUAUAAUCAAGUGUCAAGUGUAAAUAUGUUUGUGUUUUGUAUAGCUACAAAUAACACUGGGAUAAUUUAUGGGAAAUGUUACAGGCCACAUGUCUAUUGUAUAUUUACCGUUGUUUUCUGCAAUUUUUAUGAAAUUAGAUGAAACAUUCUAGUUUGUUUUGCCUGAAUACCAGCUUGGCUUCACUGGUGUG
This is a messenger RNA of Ictalurus furcatus (blue catfish), 2480 nucleotides long. Its product is annotated as receptor-type tyrosine-protein phosphatase beta-like. Gene Ontology annotation, molecular function: protein tyrosine phosphatase activity. The coding region runs from base 2 to 1264 and encodes 420 amino acids. The transcript is spliced from 10 exons. Gene Ontology annotation, biological process: protein dephosphorylation. The record is from RefSeq and is a predicted model, not a curated record. Lineage: Eukaryota; Metazoa; Chordata; Actinopteri; Siluriformes; Ictaluridae.